Molecule: messenger RNA, 4405 nt
Organism: Blepharisma stoltei
Lineage: Eukaryota; Ciliophora; Heterotrichea; Heterotrichida; Blepharismidae
Source: the annotation of a GenBank genome assembly
AUGAGUGGAUUUGAUGUUGAUAAGGACCAGACUACAAAUUUCAAGAAUAAGCUUUUGAGAGUAAAAAGAGAGAGAUCAUGAGUAAAAGCCCUUUUCGAAGUUUAUCGACGGCUUUACUUCAGAAAGAAUUUUGGAGAGAAAUCAAUUUACAAGCAAAGGGCAAAAGCAAUUUUUGAGGCCUCAGUUUGAUGCUUUCAAAUAAUAGCCUUAAUUUGAAUCCCAAACCUACCAAUCAAAAAUUGAAGUGGGAAUAUUUUUAUUUGGGAAAUUGUAGGAUAUUUGAGAUUUGACAAUACUUGCGCCGAAUUGGCAAUUAUAGGAGAGUGCCUUUAUGUUUCAAUGUUUAUGGUUUUUUUAAUUUUUUUAGGCAUGUUAGUCCUAGUUAUUUGUAAAUACAAAUCUAUUGAUAUACCAGCUCCGGCAUUUACCUUAUUUAAAAGAAUAUUUUAUUUUUGGUUAACUUUAUUUUUUAUACCUUCAAUUACGCUCUUUUCCAUCUUUGAAAAGUAUAAUUUUUUGCCUCACGAUACAGUAUUAGAAUACCAUUUUAAUAAUGGCUUUAAAAACUUUGAAAUUAGCUCAGCAUUGCAAACAAAUAUUGUCUUUAUGAUGAUUAUUUCUUUUUUUUUACUUUUACUUUAUACUGAAUUUUCUGGUGAAAUUCGACAUUUUGCAAUUAAGAGAACUUUAAAAGCAAAGGGGCAUUCAAGAAUUGAUAGGCAUGCAGCAAUUUUUAUGUAUUUUUUACCUAUUCUUUAUGCGAUGCUUGCAGAAAAUAAUAUCGUUAUUUAUCAAAUUUUGGUCAUGCUUGUUUCAUUAACACUUAUGGUAGAGAGUAUAAAAUUUCUUCCGUAUUUUUCGAAAUUUUACAAUUCGAUAAUGAUUCUUAAGUUUUUUGUGAUUGCUUUCGUAUCCUUUAUAUUUUUACUGGGAUAUUGGCUAGAUAAUUCUUUAUCUAUCAUCUUAUUUGCAAUCAUAUUACUUCCUAUAAUAUUAGCAUGCUUUCUCUACUAUAUCAUAAAAAUGCAAAUAGGAGCAAAUACCAUAAUACCAAAUGAUUUGAUACAUAUAGAUUCUCAAUACAAAUUAGAAAAAGCCAUUAGGUAUGCUUUAUGUAAUAAUGAUAUUGAUAAUAAAGAUCAAAUUAUUCGUCUUUUUGAGCUAUUUUUUAUGGCCCUAAAUAGAGGCAAGCUUCAAAUUAUCUGAGAAGCAAAUUAUUGUUUAUUUACUUUAAAAGAUGAGUCUUUAGCUAAAGCAAAGUUAAGCAAAAUUAAAACCAUUUUGGAUUGGAAUUGAGAAGUAAAUUAUCAGGCUUAUAUAUGUAAGCAAAAUAUUGAAAAUUCUUAUAUGAGUGAAAGUUCAAAUUUUUUAAGCUUAUUUCACCAACUAAAUUGGAUUAAAAGAAAAGAUAAAAAAUUAUGCGGAGAUUUACUUAAAUUUUGGAAAGAGGUUGUAUCAAAAAAACCCAUUAUGAACAGGCUUAUAACGCAGCUGAAAGCGAUAGAUAAAAGGGAUGCAGGUCCAACGACACUUUCUUUUUGAUAGUGUCCAUUUCACCGAAAUAUUUUUGGCCGAAAAUUGGUUGAAAUUUUUUGAUAGUGAGACAUUUGACCGAAAAAAAAACGUUUAAUUUUUCGGCCAAUAUCGCACUAUUAAAAAUUUUCAACCAAAUGUAUUCGAUGAAAUGUACACUGUCAAAAAUCCACUGUCAUUUGACAUGAAACCAGAUGAAAGAGUUGUCCUCCUUAGCAAUGAAUAUAGUCAAAUAAUAACGAAAUUCUCUAAUUCUAGAGAAUCUCUCGAACUUUAUGCUUCUUAUACAAGAAAUAUCUUGUAUGAUAUUGAAAAAUCAAUUAUGCUUGACAAUAAGUUAAGAUAUUUUGAUAGACUUGCUCAAAGCUCUACAAUUGACAUUAAGCAAGCUAAUUUUUUUAAUGAUACAAAUGGUAUUAUCAUUUUUUCAAAUGAAGAAGAAAAUUUUGGAGAAAUUCUUUUUACUAAUCCAUCAGCUAUAGAAAUUUUAAAAUCUACUUCAGAUUCGAUUAUUGGCAACAGCAUAUCUAAUUUUAUUCCUCCUUAUUAUAGAAAAAUUUUUAUUGAAAAAUCUAAAUGGUUUACUCAUUUUGGCUCGAAUUCAGAGAUUAGUUUAGAUGAUGGAUUUUUUAUAUAUCUCCCCACAAAUUUUAUAUUGGAAUGUACAGGAAAAGCAUCAAUCACAGCAAUUAAUCAUUUUAUUAUUACAGUGCUUGCUUUCAAGGUUAAACAAGUUACCCAUCAAAUUGCAUUAAUAUCAGAAAAUUGUGAAAUUUUAUGUCACUCUGAAAAUUUUGCUGAACUUUCUAGAAAUGAUCAAAGCAAUUUAGAAGGACUUUCUUUAAGAAGCAUCCUUAAAUUAGAAAUUUCUAAUUUAAAUCCAUUUACCCCUUACAAUUUAGUUGGCCUUCAAAGGGAUAUUGUGUUUGUAUUUGCGUACUUUGAGUUUAAUGAUAUUAAAAUACCAUAUAUUUUAUUAAUAAGUGAUCCUGAAGAAAUGCAUCAAUGAAAAGAAAAAGGAUUCAAUGGGGAUUUUAGCUAUGAUACAACUCCUACUCAUAGCAAAAGAAUUGAAAAAACAUUCGAAAUUAUAGAAAUUCCAUUAAACUUGCCAACUACCCCCGCUUUACAAGGAAACAAAGAGCUCAGUUAUGAUUCCGAUUGCAGGCUAAUUUUUAAUGAAGCUGACAAUAAUUCAGAUCUUCAUGGCGAUUUUUCUUCAGAAAAAAUUGAUGAAAAAUCUGUGAUGUCCCAGCAUACUUCUUUAAGAAAUUUUAUAAAUACUACAAAAAUAUUUUCAAGAGCCAUAAAUAUUUUGCAUGGCGUUUUUGUCCUAUCAGUGAUUUUUAUAUAGAUCAUAAUUGUUAUAUCCACAAAUAUCGCAGUCUUAUUUUAUGCGUUUUCCAGUAUCAACUUAGUCAGUGACAUGAGCCUUCCUUUGACAAUUGGAAAUGUUGGAAAAAACUUGCAAUAUGCUGCUUAUCUUGCAAAAACUGUUUUAGUGCUUUCUUACCCAGGGGCUGGGACUAGAGAUUAUGCUAUUACUACUUUGGAAGGGCUUAAAGCUGUAUUGAUAGAGUUGGAUAAUCUUCAUUCAUAUGUUACUUCAAAUCUUACUGACUGAACUUCGUGCUCAGGAAGUAAUUAUUUUACUGACAAAAAUAUCAAUUUAUGAUAUGUAGAUUAUAAUGUUUAUAUGGAAAAAACAAGUUUAUUGGAUACAGUAACUAAAUUUAUCCAGAUUGUAAAAGCUAUAUAGGGAAAUGGAUUUAUAAGAAAAUUUAAUAACUCCGAAGACAUCACAAAAGAGGCCUCAUUCAUGGUCUUGAGUGGUUAUGGAGAAGCAUUUCAUUAUUGCAACAGUUCGCUAUAUGACAUUAUAGAAUGUCAGCAAUCAGGAAUAUCAGAUUUCAAGACAAAAAUGCUAAUUUUAUUGGUAUUAAGUUUAGCUGUUCUUGGGGCAUGCGUUCUUAUUAUGACCCCAUUUUGCUAUUCGACGCUGAAAAUUGAAAAUAAUCUUUGAAAUAGUGUUAGAAAAUCUGCUUGCAGACACUAUCUUGAGCUUACUCAGUCCAUUGUUGACAGACUUGCAAAUACUCAUCAUCAAGACGAAAUUCCUCCUUCUGCAAAACAUCUUUCGAAAAAAUCAUUUAUUCUCAAAAACUACCCAAAGUAUGUAUGGAGAAUUUCUGUUUAUUUUAUAAUUGUAUUAGUAUUUUCAAUUGUUAAUAUAAGCUAUUUUUACGAAAAAUGUGCAGAAUACCUGUCAUAUAGACCUGAGGUGAUAAGAGAAUUAAUAAAUUCGCAAACUUUAUACACAAGCUUAGGUAUAUGAACAACAGAAGUGUCUCAAGACUAUGCAGGGACUUCUGUGAAGUACAUUCUAUAUUAUGCUCUCCCUUUCAUUGAUAAUAGAUCUGCCUUGCAAUUAACAAUUGAAAAAAUUCAACACUCAGAACAUACGCUAAGAAAUCCCAAAUAUUGUCCCAUUAAAUCAAAAAAAUUUAAUCAGAUAUUCCAUGAAAAUAUCUAUAAUUAUCCUUAUCCUGACUUCAGAUUUGGAGUCUAUUCAGCAGGAGAAAUCACAAUGUAUGAAGCUACAGCUAUUAUAUAUUUAUUGACAGAUUAUAUGGCAUGGACGAAAUUCAUAAAUGUUAUUGCUAGUAUAGACAAUUAUUAUAGCCAAAUGAUUGAUGAAGUUAACCAUUAUUCAAAAAGCGUUAUUGAUGACCAAAUUCACUUAAUAAUAGCAAUUCUUAUAGUUUUUAUUGUGAUUUCAUUGAUAAUGUAUUUUGUGAUGUAUUUAAGGUUUUUCAGGAAGGAAAAGAAAUAUUUGACGAAAAUAAAUUCGAUAAUGAAAAUCAUGCCAUAA